ACGAGAUCCGCCAUGGAUGGAUGUUUUACUCUAUGGUUGCUAAUGGAUUCCUAUUCGAUUUUAAAAAGUUUCGGGAUAGAGUUUUUGGUCAUGGGGACUUUCGGAAUUAAAUUAUAUUAUUCAAUAUUCAAUUAUUAAUCUAAUGUUAAUCAGGCAAUUGCAAUGACCCCUUAAAAUAAGUAUUAACAAUGUUGAUUACCAACGUAAUUGCUAAUUCGGUUUUUUACAAUACAAUGUUUUACCAGUUUACGUUUCAGGGUUAUUUUGUGGCACAAAACUUACUUAAAAAUAUUUAACGAAUACCUGUUUCCCUAAAUCAAUUUAUUUUCGUGGAUUAUUUUAUUUACACUUCUAAUUUUAUUAUUAUCGUCUACUGCCAUUUGGCUGUUUGGCUAGAAGUGCGCAAGUUCUAAUCUGUUUUGUAUUUAAAAGCAAAUCUUGACAUUUAACAGCUGACAAACAAACGUGUUGUGAGUUGUGAAUCACGAAAUGAAACGAUAAAAUUAUAUUAAAAUCGCAGUUUAUUCACAAAACUUGUAAUAAAAUGGGUUUUCUUACAAUAUUGAAGAAGCUUCGACAGAAGGAGAAAGAAAUGCGAAUACUUAUGUUAGGACUGGAUAACGCGGGUAAGACGACGAUCCUGAAGCGGUUCAACGGGGAGCCGAUCGACACGAUCUCGCCGACACUGGGGUUCAACAUCAAGACGCUGGAGCACCGCGGGUACAAGCUCAACAUCUGGGACGUCGGCGGGCAGAAGUCGCUCAGAUCUUAUUGGAAGAACUACUUUGAGAGCACAGACGGCGUGGCCUGGGUGGUUGACAGUGCAGAUUCUAGGCGACUGGAAGGCUGCGCGAAGGAGCUGCGUACGCUGCUGCAGGAGGAACGUCUCGCCGGAGCGACAUUACUGGUGCUGGCAAACAAGGCUGAUCUGCCGGGAGCACUCACCUUGCAGGAGAUCAGAGAGGCCCUGGACCUGGACAGCAUCAAGUCGCACCACUGGCGGAUCGUGCGCUGCUCCGCCGUCACCGGCGAGAACCUCCUCGAGGGCAUAGAUUGGAUGCUGGACGACAUUGCGUCGAGGAUAUUUUCACUAGACUAGAUUAUAAAAUAUACUCUAGAUUUUACUAACUACUUACUCAAAUAAUUCCAAUUGAUGUUUAUCAUGGAGGGUUCAGAUGAAAAAUCGAAAGUUUAUUUAAGUAGCCAAUAAGAACCUUAUUUGAUUGAAAAAGGUCUAAAUUAUGUAAAUAUUCCUGCAAUGAAAAUUAAAAGUCGAAAAUUGUAUAUACACCAAGUUUUUCUUAUUUCCGUUAAUUGCAAGGGUGCAUUUCUAAGCUUAAAUUAAGUAACUUUCUCAAAGAAACUGGUAUUGUAAUUGAUUCCAUUUCUGAGCUAAUCAAUAAUUAUUUUUUAUCUUAUAAGGCUCUUACGAGCGUAUACACUUACCUUAGGGCCUGUUUACAUAUUGAUUAGUGUUUAGUAAGUGUGUACAUUUGCUACUAAACGUAAAUACUAUCUCGGACGAUUGAUGUUCGAAAUUACAUUGAUAUGUCACAGAGUUUUCAAUUGUUUGGUUGAAUUAAAUGUAUUGCCCCUGUUACAACAACGCUAUAUGCAACAUUUAAUUACUUUUUAUGAAAAUAUAUAUUUUUUUUUUAUUAACUAUGCCAUUUAGUUUCCUUAAACGUUAACCCCAGAGUUAACGGAAUUCAAUAAAAACACGGUGUAUAUGAUCAACAUUAGCGAUAUAUCAAAAUGUUAUCGUUAUUUCUGUAUUGUGUUCUUGAAUUAAUUUUGUAUGGUAGGAGAAAGAAACCUUCACGCAAAGAAAAAAAAAACAUUUCACUAAAAAAAAGCUACAAAUACAAAGUAGCUUUCGAUAGCUCUUACCGCUCUCAGCUUGAGUUAUUUUUAUGCCUUGAGAAGGCACGCGACUUGGUAAAGGGGUUACCAGUCAUCAUUAUGGACUCGUCCCUGUUUAUAUUCAUAAUACAUUGCUAUAGGUUUCGCGUGUUUGUAUUGGUAAAAGAAAUGCUAAAUAAUGUUAUUAUAACAAUGAACUCCUAAACUUAUAAAUUUUAAUACGCUUCGCAAAACAUUGUCCAAUGUUACUUAUUUAAAAGACUAAUUUAAUAAAACUUUUACAUAAAGUCA
Cydia pomonella (codling moth) is the source of this 2154-nucleotide messenger RNA. RefSeq names its product ADP-ribosylation factor-like protein 2 (gene Arl2). Gene Ontology annotation, biological process: protein folding. The transcript is spliced from 4 exons. The record is from RefSeq and is a predicted model, not a curated record. Bases 545 to 1099 code for a protein of 184 amino acids. Gene Ontology annotation, molecular function: GTPase activity; GTP binding. Gene Ontology annotation, cellular component: microtubule cytoskeleton; cytoplasm. NCBI's taxonomy places the organism in Eukaryota, Metazoa, Arthropoda, Insecta, Lepidoptera, Tortricidae.